UGUUGGUGCUGGUCAGGAUGAGGCUCACACGGGGGAUGUUCGUAACGAUGAGGGUGUUUUUGUCCCCGAGGUUGUUUCGAGGGAUGAUGAUACCGGCAAGGUGGAUGAUGCCAAGAAUUCUGACCCAGUGGAACCUCUUGCAGAGAUCAAACAGGUGUAUUUCUUGUUUGGACAUCAUUUUUUUGUGCUCUUUGUGUGGAUUUCUGUGUUUUGUGUUUGUUUUAUUAGUUUUUUAAUGUUUUUUUUGUUGUCAGCCUGAACAGUCUCAAGGUGGGGAGGAGAACAUUGAUGUUGAUGCAACAAUUGCAUCUGCUGUUAAAGCUGUGGAGAAUUUGAUUGGUUCCUCAACUCAUGUCCCUGCUUCUGUUGAGACUUCUGAGAAGACUGAUCUUGAAAUGGUUGUUUUUCAAGAGACUCCUAUUUUACGUCCUCAAAAGAGGGAUCGGAAGAAAGGAGCUGUUUUGAAAUCUCCAUUCAUUGAGCUUGCUUCUGGUGCAUCUAAAUCAGGUUCAUCCUCAGUUUCUCCUGAUGAUUCUGUGUAUAAGGUCGUUAAAUAUGUGCGUGGUUUGUGCCCGUUGGACAACAAGAUUGGUGAACCUGUCGAUCCGCAAUUGGAAGCUGAGUUGGUCACGUGGGUUGAUACAGGUCUUAGAAAGCAUAAAUCUAACACAACAACUAAUGUGUAUUGUAAGGGUAAGGACACAAUAUUUCCGCCUUUUCGUUUUGGUGUUGAGGACAUUAGCAACAAGAUGUGGUUUCACAACCUUGCCUACCCUAAUUGUUUCCUUACCAAUUCUCACAUUGACAUUAUUUUCUAUUAUCUUCAUAAGAAAAUAAUGUACUCAGCCGAGCCGAAAAUUAAAGUCACCACAACUGAUUGCCUCUUUUGUUCUAGCAUAACAAGUUUGUAUGAGAAGUUUGUUGAGAAAAACAACGAUAUAUUGGUGUUGUCUCUUUCUCACAAUGUGGCCCAGUACAUUCAAGGUGGUAAGAUAUUAUGUGCCACUCCUUGGCAUUUGGUUGAUCAUGUUGUUAUGCCUAUCAAUGUAAAAUUACAGGAUCAUUGGAUUUGUGGUCGUCUAAACAUAGCUGAGCGGCGGAUAUAUCUGUACAAUUCAUUGCGUUCUGGAAGGUAUAUGACAGCUGCCAAAGAGGCUUGCAAGCCUUUUUCUGUUAUUUUACCAUAUUACUUCUCUAUGUUAGACUUCAAAGGCCUUCGCAACGAAGCUAAGUUUAGCACUAUGGAACCGUUCCCUAUUGUUGCUGUUGAUGGUUUACCCGAGCAGGUCACAGCUGAUUGUGGUGUUUUUGUAGCAUCAUUUGCUGAGUAUUUCAUUGAUGGCAAACCCAUCCCAUCCUCUGGUUUUGAUGUGGAAAUUCACCGCGAUCGUUUGGCUGUGUUAUUUUAUCAAUAUGGCAUGAAGAAGCAAACUGAGAACAUUGAAAGUGAAUCCGAGGCCCCUCCCAGCCUUCCCAAGAAGUGAUUUGUUUUUUCAAUCAGACUGUCAUUGUUCUUAUAGUUUUUUAAUGUUGUUUUUAUGUUUUUUUAUGUUGUUUUCGUAAACAAACAUUGGUGUUCUGUUAUGUUUCCUUACGUUUUGUGUGGACAAUAUGUAAUCUUUAUUUUUGUAUGUUUUUUCUUAUUCUUCUUAUGUACAAACAAGUUGGUAUGUUAAAGUUGUUAGUUUUUUCAUUUCA
Messenger RNA from Cannabis sativa, 1698 nucleotides. RefSeq lists its product as uncharacterized. Gene Ontology annotation, molecular function: cysteine-type peptidase activity. The coding region runs from base 396 to 1484 and encodes 362 amino acids. Lineage: Eukaryota; Viridiplantae; Streptophyta; Magnoliopsida; Rosales; Cannabaceae. The transcript is spliced from 5 exons. The record is from RefSeq and is a predicted model, not a curated record. Gene Ontology annotation, biological process: proteolysis.